AUGGCGAUUUCUUCUUCCUCUUCAGUCAAAAUUGACGGGUUGCUUGGGAUGAUUACUCUUCGUCUCAAAGACGAUAAUUUUCUCAAGUGGAGUUUUCAAUUGGAAUCUGUUCUUCAGGGUUAUGAUCUUUUUGGGCAUUUUGACGGAACUGAUGUUGCUCCUCCUCGCUUUGCUAUUGUUGAUGAGGAGGGUGUUACAUCUGCAGUUACUGCUGCUUACAAGGAAUGGAUUCGCACCGAUAGGGCGUUACUCAGUUUGCUCAUAGCCACUCUCUCCGAUGAGGCUAUAGAGUAUGUUAUUGGCACCAAGACAGCUCGUGAUGCCUGGUUAAGUCUUUCCAAUCGGUAUGCAUCGAUUUCUAGGGCACGAAUCAAUCAUCUGAAGACUGAAUUACAGACGGCCCAGAAGGGUGGAGAUUCGAUCGAGCGCUUUCUCUUGCGUCUGAAAACGGUCCGUGACCAAUUAGUUCAAGCUGGGGUGAAGGUGUCUGACGAUGAUUUUAUGAUUGCUACUCUUAAUGGCCUCCCUCAGGAAUAUGACAUGAUCAAGACGGUUUUGAUUGCAAGGGAUUCUCCAAUUGCUUUGAAGGAUUUUCGCGCUCAACUACUGGCUGCAGAGCAAACCGCAGAGGCUCGAUUGGUUCCUCACUCUGCGAUGUUCGUUAAUCCGUCGCCUUCGUCAUUUGCUUCUGUGAAAGCUAUGGGCUCUUCUAAUUCUGGUAUGGGUUUAUUGCCUACUCCAUCUUCUUUACCAGUUGCUUAUAUGGGGUCCUAUGAUCAAUCUAUUCUGCAUUCAUUGGAUCGCAAUUCUGGUUCAAGACCUGUUCUUGGUAAUAAUGGUGGGGUUAGUCGUAUUGGCAAUAGUCAGCAUGGAGGGGUUUCUGGGUUUAAUCAUCAUUCUGGUUCUGGUAGAGGCAAAUUUCAAAGCAGAGCCUCUCCUUCAUCUUUCUCAGGAAAUCGAUUUGGUUCCAAUUCUUCUCAAAAAUCUGCAGUUGUUCCUGAAUGUCAGAUAUGCAGCAAACGGGGUCACACGGCUGCUAAUUGUUAUUUUCGCCAUGAGGCAAGCUCUUCUAGGCAUGGAUCUCCGGUUAUUGAAUGUCAAAUAUGUGGUAAGAAGGGUCAUGGAGCCUUGGAUUGUUUCCAUAGAUCCAACUAUGUCUAUCAAGGUCAAGCUCCUCCUUCCAACCUUUCUGCUAUGACUGCCCAAACUUCCUAUGUGCCUGAUCAAGUCUGGAUUGCUGAUAGUGGAGCGUCUCAUCACAUGGUGUCUGAUAUUUCCUCUUUAAAUCAUGUUGCUCCUUGUGAAUCUACAGAGCAAGUGAUUGUUGGUAAUGGAGAAGGUUUGAAAAUUAAACAUAUUGGUACUACUGCCAUUUCCUGUGCUUCUACCUCUCUUAAAAUGCCAUCAGUAUUUCAUGUUCCCACUGUUCUGCACAGCACAUUCUGCUCCCAGGAUUGCACAUCAUAUUUCAAUCCCAAAAUUGCUCCUUUUGCUCGCUUUACCAUCUUUACUCUUCAAACCUAG
This is a messenger RNA of Prunus avium (sweet cherry), 1524 nucleotides long. NCBI's taxonomy places the organism in Eukaryota, Viridiplantae, Streptophyta, Magnoliopsida, Rosales, Rosaceae. The record is from RefSeq and is a predicted model, not a curated record.